Octodon degus (degu) is the source of this 1878-nucleotide messenger RNA. Its product is annotated as vomeronasal type-2 receptor 116-like. The record is from RefSeq and is a predicted model, not a curated record. Gene Ontology annotation, molecular function: G protein-coupled receptor activity. Gene Ontology annotation, biological process: G protein-coupled receptor signaling pathway. Gene Ontology annotation, cellular component: membrane. Lineage: Eukaryota; Metazoa; Chordata; Mammalia; Rodentia; Octodontidae.
AUGGAGGCUGAGGAUCCAAGACAGAAGCUGAAAAGUUUGUCUUGGAAGCCAGGAAAUGACAUCGAAGCUGAAGCUUUCUGCCUCAGUGAGCAAAUUGACAAUGAAGACUGCAUUUCCCGAAGAAGCACCAGUGUGUGCAAGGAUGGAGACGUGGUGAUUGGGUGUUUCUUGUAUCUUUAUUUCUAUAUCUACUAUACUGGUAUGACUGAUAUACAGCCUACUGGAGAAUUCCACUUCAUUCAGCUUACACCUAGGACUUAUCAGAACUACCUGGCCUUCAUUUUUGAGAUAGAUGAGAUCAACAAGAAUCCUCAUCUUUUACCCAACAUUUCUCUGGGCUAUGAGUUCCAUAAUUUCAUUAGUAGUCAUUGGAGGAUACUAGAGAAUUCCUUCAUUGUGCUCACAGGACAACACGAGAUUCCUAAUUACAUUUGCAGGAGAGAACGCAAGUGUGCAGCAGUACUGACAGAAAUGUCAUGGGAAACCUCAGCUCAGAUUGGACCACUGCUGGAGCUCUACAAAUUUCCACAGGUUACCUUUGGCUCAUUUGAUCCUACACUGAUGGACAGUGGCCAGUAUCCUUCUUUCCAUCAGUUAGCUCCAAAGGAGACAUACUUGGCCCUUGCCAUGGUAUCCUUGAUGCUUCUUUUCCACUGGACCUGGGUGGGGCUUCUCACCACAGAGAGCCAUAAGGGUCUUCAGUUUCUCUCAGAUAUAAGAGCUGAGAUGGACAGAAACAGAGUCUGUGUGGCCUUUGUUAAAAUGCUGUCAACUGUGGCUGUGUCCUAUCACCCAGAUGGAAAGAAAGAUGACAUCCACAAUGAACUGAUGUCAUCUGUCAAUGUGGUGGUCAUUUACUGUGACACUGAUAGUGUACAUGACACUCCUCACUCAUUCUGCACUGAGAGUUGCAUUCCUGGCUUUAGGAAAAGUCCUCAGGAGGGAAAGGCUGCCUGCUGUUUUGAUUGCACCCCAUGUGUAGACAAAGAGAUCACCAAUGACACAGAUAUGGAACAGUGUGUGAAAUGUCCUGAAGAUCAGUAUGCCAACAGUCAGAGAAACCACUGCUUCAAAAAGUCUGUGAGCUUUCUGGCUUAUGAAGACCCCUUGGGGAAGGCUCUGGCUGGCACUGCCCUGAGUCUUACUGUGCUCACAGGUGCUGUCCUUGGGCUCUUUGUGAACCACCGAGACACUCCUAUUGUCAAGGCAAACAACAGGGCUCUGAGCUACACCCUGCUAAUCUCCCUCACCUGCUGUUUCCUCUGCUCCUUUCUCUUCAUUGGCUGACCCAAUACAGCCACCUGCAUCGUGCAGCAGACCACAUUUGGAGUUGUGUUCACUGUGGCUGUUUCUACUGUCUUGGCAAAAACUAUUACUGUGGUGCUGGCCUUUAAGUUCACUGGUCCAGGCAGAAGAAUGAGGCAGUUGCUAGUGUCAGGUGCACCAUCCAUCAUUCCCAUCUGCUCCCUGAUCCAACUCACUCUAUGUGGUAUCUGGAUGGGGACAAAUCCACUCUACAUUGACACAGAUGUGCACUCUGAGCAUGGCCACGUCAUCAUCCUGUGCAACAAGGGCUCCCUCACCGCCUUCUACUGUGUCCUGGGAUACCUGGGCUCCCUGGCCCUGGUGAGCUUCACUGUGGCUUUCCUGGCCAGGAAUCUGCCUGACACAUUCAAAGAAGCCAAGUUCCUGACAUUCAGCAUGCUGGUGUUCUGCAGCGUGUAUGUCACCUUCCUGCCCGUGUGCCACAGCAGCAAGGGGAAGGCCAUGGUGGCCAUGGAGGUCUUUUCCAUCUUGGCCUCCAGUGCAGGGCUGCUGGGCUGCAUCUUUAUCCCCAAGUGCUACAUUAUUUUGGCAAAACCAGAAAAAACUGUCUGA